This is a messenger RNA of Branchiostoma belcheri (Belcher's lancelet), 1224 nucleotides long. RefSeq lists its product as uncharacterized. The transcript has 4 exons. Bases 194 to 508 code for a protein of 104 amino acids. The record is from RefSeq and is a predicted model, not a curated record. Lineage: Eukaryota; Metazoa; Chordata; Leptocardii; Amphioxiformes; Branchiostomatidae.
AGACCCUUGGGGUCACCCAUUAUAUAACUGUGUACGGCGGCUAUUGCUUUGGGCUGUAGCUAUUUUCGAGUAAAGAAACGUUAGAUAUGGAGAAGGAUGCUGCCCAGAUCGCUGGUAGUUGGAGGCAGGACCACUCCCAGAACGAAAACUACGAGGACUUCGUGCAUACGGUCUGGCGUGGUUCCCCCGUAAGAUGGCGACGCUGUUCAAAAUUAGCGCUAUAGAAGAAUACACCUUCAACGGAGACCAAAUGACGUACAGGUCGCACUCCGCACCGCCCACUCAGUGGACCCUUACUCUUGGACAACCAACAAAUGUCUUCGUAAAUGGUGUUGGCCUCUUGCAGAUGUCACUAGAGAAGGAUGAGUAUGGUCGAUAUCUGACGCGGGUGAGGAAAGGAGAUGACGAAAUGAUCCACACCCAUCGGCUUGACAGCAAAGGACAGCUGGAGAUAUCAACACUUCUCCCAUCCGGGAAAACCAGCCGUCGAGUUUUGAAGAGGUUGUAGUAAUGCCCUACUUUCGCUAGGAGGCGAUGUCUACCAAGACAACUAUCCACGAUUUCUUUAAUAGUAAAUAAUACUGAUUCGUCUGCUGUCGAUUCCAUAUAACAAACUAGAGUUCCACGAUUCCAUUCCUUCGCCAAAUGACGUUAACUUUUAUUAUUGACAAACUCUAAAUGUUUCUUAUUUCCUUAGCAAUAGGCCGCGUGGCUUACAAAUUACACUAUCUAGAAUACUUUUCACUAUCUAUCAUUCAAAAACAUGCGUAUACUCAGGGAAUUCGAAAAUGAUCCAUCGAAAAUACGAAAAAUAGGCUAAAAUAGUACUCUCUAGCGGACCAACUCCCCCGGCAUGUUAUAUCUCUCUAUUUGUCCAAUUUCUACUCUUUCCAGCUGCCUCCUGAAGCCUGAUAGAGGCUAGUAAAGUGUCAGAUACUAGUAAUGUUUAUGACUCAGCUGACCAAAAUUUAGGGGAGACAUGUUAGGAAAAGCCCCGGCACCACGUCAAGGUCUGCCUCCAUCGCCGAGGAAAUUUCAAGACGUCUUCCUACCACGACCUUCAACAUCCUCCACCUUAAGAACCAACCGAACAAGGAAACUUUCACUUUCAAAGUCUUGAGUGUCACUUGGCCAAGGAACUGUGAAGGUAAAUUUAGUUGAUCGUAUUGGAAUGUUCCAUAACCCAAGCAGCCAGAUUUUUUUAAAUCCUACCUUUUAUUGUCU